Molecule: messenger RNA, 1332 nt
Organism: Quercus robur (English oak)
Lineage: Eukaryota; Viridiplantae; Streptophyta; Magnoliopsida; Fagales; Fagaceae
Exons: 4
Coding region: 347-1180 (277 amino acids)
Biological process (GO): transmembrane transport; carbohydrate transport
Cellular component (GO): membrane
Molecular function (GO): carbohydrate:proton symporter activity
Source: RefSeq, a predicted model, not a curated record
AAAAAAAAAAAAAACUCUUCCACUAUCAGAGAGAAGUUAAGGAUGUGGAACUUAUUUGCCUUUUAAUGGUCCGUCCAUCGCCACCAAAAUAUAUGGAUGCAUAAGUGAGGGUUACCUGCACCUGUCUGAUCUAAAGAAGAAACAAAAUGAAAUCAACGCAUACCUAAAACAAGGUUUUAACAUAGGAGCUUCGAUUGGAUCGCUGGCAUUUUUCUUGCUACACAUAAAGAAAAAAAAAAUUUUGUUUAUAACUGGAGAUGCAGCCAUCGUAUGUGGAUCCGCAUUCCUCUUUCUUGCGAAGAAUACGGCCUCUUUGUCAGUUGGAAGGGGCCUUCUGGGGAUAGGGAUGGGCAUCGUUUGCCUCAGUGGCCCAAUGGCUGUUACAGAAAAUUUCUCCAAAAAACACCAACCAUGGAUUCUCUCGGUGGGGGGAGUAACCCUUCAGAUUGGACUAUAUACGGCGUUCCUAAUAUCCCUCUUCGACGUGCUCAAAUGGAAGAAUUUUUUCGUUAUUGAGGCUGUGCUAGCUAUUUUACAGGCCACGUUUGUAUUAUUAGCCCAUAAGGAGAACGAAGCAGACAUAACAUUUAAAGAACAGCUUGCUGAAUUUUUUAACAAAAAAAUUUUUAGAAACUCAAUUCUGCCCUCGCUCUUGGUUCAAUGUUGCUAUAUCUCCACCGGGUAUCCAAUGUUAGUGUCACAAGCUCAAAUUUACAUGAAAACCGAAGUGUUGAUGACCGCUGCAUUGCUGGCUUCAAUAUUCAGUUUGUUCAUGAUACACUUCCUUAAAAGAAGGCUAUUGACUCUAAGUUCAAUGACAAUCAUCAUCAUUAUAUUGGGGCUCUUGGCCCUAACAUCCCCAAAGCCGGGUUCAAACUGGGGGAAAGCACUGUUUCUAAUUUAUAUAGUUACUUUUACAGCAUUGAUUGCAAACCUGCCCAUUGUGUAUGCGUUUGAGUUGUUCCCUGAAAAAUUGAAGGGAUCGGGUAUUGGUGUCAUAGGAAUCCUGAACUGGGUUUCUAAUAUUUUGUUGAGUGAGGCUGUGGACAUGAAGAAGAUAUCGGUGCGCGGUCUCUGGACCUGUUUCUUUCUCUCCUUGUUUUCCGUUACGAUGGCUUCGUUCUUUAUGUUGGAAACCAAGUCGAGUGCGCCUGCAGAUACGGAAGAAGACGUGGCUUGAAGAUAAGGAUGUAAUAUUUGUUGCUUGAAAGAAAUUAUGUAAUUUCUUAUAUAACUAGUAUUUUCCUUUUGUGAUCCACCGUGUAACUUAUAAUGUGAUCCACUGUGUAAUGAUUUGUACGUAAAACUUCGAGUGGUUUGCUUUCCAAAAAA